UGCAGCAGCUGCAGUUCCUCAGCACAGGGCUAAGCUAAGCUAACCUAACUGAUGUGACUGCAGUAUGGCUGCGCAGGACGAGCUCAAUCAGCUGGAGCGGGUGUUCCUGCGUUUGGGUCAUGCCGAGACGGACGAUCAGCUGCAGGACAUCAUAUCCAAGUUCCUGCCGCCCGUCCUGCUCAAACUGUCCAGCGCUCAGGAGGGAGUCCGCAAAAAAGUAAUGGAGCUGCUGGUUCACGUGAAUAAGAGGAUUAAGAGUCGGCCGAAGAUCCAGCUUCCGGUUGAGACUCUACUCGUUCAGUACCAGGACCCGGCGGCAGCGUCGUUCGUCACAAAUUUCACCAUUAUCUACAUAAAGAUGGGCUACCCUCGGCUGGACGUUGCCAAACAGUGUGAGCUGGCUCCGACGUUACUCACAGCCAUGGAGAGCAAACCUGAACCCCAGCAGGACAGUUUGAUGCAUCUGCUGAUUCCCACUCUGUACCACAUGAAAUAUCCCACUGAACCGUCUAAAGCAUCGCCGUUCGUCCUCACCGAGAAACCCAAGACUGUCCACCAGCUGCUGGAGUUCAUGCUGGAUGUUCUCCUAAUGCCUUAUGGGUUUGUCCUGAAUGAGCCGCCCAGUCGUCCUGCUCCCUCCUCUCCUCAGGGUGGCGCUGCAGCCGGAGCAGCGGCACCAGCGCAGAACCUGCCGCAGCCUCCCCCGGGGAUGAGUCUGUACGCUGUGAAGAGAGUGAUAGGAGAGGUGCAGUGGAGCCCGGAACAGCUGGAGCAGUGUAAGCUGGGGAUCGUGAAGUUUAUCGAGGCUCAGCAGGUGCCGGAGGUGGAGACGGUGGUGCACCUGGUCGUGGCCUCCAGUGACACCAGGCACAGUGUAGCUACAGCAGCUGAUCUGGAGCUGAAGAGCAAACAGAGCAUCAUCGACUGGAACAAUCCGCUCAUCAUCAACAAGAUGUUCAAAGUGUACCUGGGUGAUAUUCCUCUCAAAACUAAGGGUGCUUCAGUGAAGCGGGAGCUGAAGCACGAGCCGGUGAGCACCAGAGUAAAGAUGAAGAUCCUCCCUCACCUUCUGCGCUCCAGACUCGCUGCCGAGUGCUUCCCCGCCAACAUCCAGGUUGUGUAUGACGGGCUGUUUGGCGCGAACACCAAUAAUAAGCUGCUGUCCCUCACGCUGCAGUUUGUGCAUCAUAUCUGUGUUGUGUGUCCUGAUAGUAAUAAGCCGCUGGGUCUGAUGCUGCUGAACGGCCUCACCAAACUCAUUAACGAGUAUAAAGAGGAUCCGAAGCUGCUGUGCGUGGCGUACUCUGCUGUAGGAAAGCUUUCACACCGAAUGCCGCAGCUCUUCACUAAAGACAUCGCGCUUGUCCAGCAGUUCUUUGAGUCCAUGUGUAAGGAAGAGGCUGAUGUGCGCUUGGCUAUUCAAGAGGCUUUAUCUAUGAUGGUGGGAGCGUAUGCUAACCUGCAGGGGGCGCUGCUCAACCUGAUGGAGGCACUUGUGGCUGCUUAUAUUGCAAAGCCGGAAGUACAGGUGCGACAGGUCGCCAUGAAGUUUGCCAGCACUGUGUUUGCACCUGAUCACGUUCCCUCCAGAUACCUGCUGCUCCUCGCCGCCGGAGACCCGCGUGAGGAGGUCUGUGGAGAGGCUCAGCGCGCACUCAGAUCUCUCGUUUCUAAGAAAAGUGAGAAAGAGGGAGCCAAGCCCAUGCCCUCCUUCCCCGAGAUGGUCUCCUACAUCCAGGAGAAGGCUGCUGAGAGAAUGAAGAGUCCAGCUAAAUUCAUUGUUGGAACCUCAACGCUUCCCUUUAACCCCGCCACAUUUCAGGAGAUCGUUCUGUACCUCCGGAUGUGUCUGGCUCACAGUGCCGGAGCCACGCCCACUUCCCAGAGUCUGAUCGACAUGCAGGACGACGCCCCUCUUAUCGGAUGCUACGUCCAGUCGUUGCUGGGGAACGAGACUCCUCCCCCUUCCUUUGCGCUGAAAGGUGGCGACACCAGUCCGGUUCAGGUGUACAUGGACCUGCUGCAGCAGCUGCUCUCCGCUGUGGGAGGAAUCUCGGUGAUGUACUGUCUGUUGGAGGUGGUGUCGGUUUGCCCUGAGAAACUCGCGCCCAGAUUUUCCCACAGAAUCGACUGGAUCAAAGGUCUGAUGAACACUAAUAAGGAGGAUAUGCGGGAGCUGGCAGCUCAGCUGUACGCCGUGGUCGUCUCCACCAUGAGCGGCAACGAACUCAAAACAGCCGUCCAGAACCUGAUCAAGAUCACCAAAGAUACUCAUAGUCCUGAGACCCAGCACGGGGCCAUUCUGGCUCUGGGCUACAUGGUUGCCCGAUACAUGAGCCGGAGGCGGGGCUUAAACAUGGGUGAAGCCACUCCCAAAGAGGAUGAGGAGCUGAUCACCAUGGCAACCAGGACUAUUGGCUCGGUUCUAGACAGCGGUUCUCCGUUGUUGACGGUGGCGGCGGUGACUGCUCUGGGGGAGAUCGGGCGUAACGGGGAGCUGCUGCUGCCGGCAGAGGGAGACGGAUUCACCAAACUCAACCUGGUGGAAAACCUGCUCUCCAGAAUCCCGUCCGGCAAAGAGACCGGCAAGAUGAAAGAGCGUGCGGUGCAGACGCUGGGGUUCCUCCCGGUGGGAGACGGAGAUUUCCCACACCAGAAGAAGCUCCUGCAGGGCCUGAUGGACUCAGUGGAGGCUAAGCAGGUGGAGCUGCAGUUUACAGUGGGAGAGGCCAUAACCAGCGCUGCAGUGGGAACCGGAUCCGGAGCCGCCAGAGACGUCUGGACCUGCACUGAGGACCAGUACCUCCCUCCCGCCAAUGUGAAGAGUAAUGACGUGGUGUCGUGGGUUCUGAGCUCUAUCUUGUCUAAGUACAUCGUGAGUCAGAAUCCUCAUGUUCGUCAGGCUGCCUGUAUCUGGCUGCUCUCUCUCGUGAAGAAACUCAGCGAGCAUAAAGAGAUCAGGACUCAUCUGAAAGAGAUUCAGACAGCCUUCAUUACCAUCUUAUCAGACCCAGACGAGCUCAGUCAGGACGUGGCCUCUAAAGGUCUGGGACUGGUGUAUGAACUGGGUGGAGAGCAGGACCAGCAGGAACUGGUGUCGACCCUGGUGGAGACUCUAAUGACGGGGAAAAGAGCUAAACACACUGUAUCUGAGGACACUGAGGUCUUUCAGGGCGAGACUCUGGGUAAAGCACCUGAUGGACAUGGACUUUCCACUUACAAGGAGCUGUGCUCACUGGCUAGUGAUCUGAACCAACCAGAUCUUGUUUACAAGUUUAUGAAUCUGGCCAAUCACCACGCCAUGUGGAACUCCAGGAAGGGGGCAGCGUUUGGGUUUAAUAUCAUAGCAGCGAAGGCGGGAGAGCAGCUGGCUCCUUUCCUGCCCCAGUUGGUGCCCCGCCUCUACAGGUACCAGUUCGAUCCCAAUCUGGGCAUCCGGCAAGCCAUGACCAGCAUCUGGGACGCCCUCGUCACCGACAAGAACACGGUGGAUAAAUACCUGAAGGAGAUCUUCCAGGACGUCAUAUCCAACCUGACCAGUAACAUGUGGAGAGUUCGGGAGUCCUGCUGUUUGGCUCUGAACGAUCUGAUUCGUGGGAGGCAGGCUGAUGACAUCAUUGAUCACCUGACAGAAAUCUGGGAGACUCUGUUUCGAGUUUUGGAUGAUAUUAAGGAAUCAGUCAGAAAAGCAGCAGAUUUAACACUGAAGACCCUCAGCAAGGUGUGUGUGAGGAUGUGUGAGUCUACAGGUGGGUCGGGUCAGAGAGUGGUUGGGGUUCUGCUGCCGGUUCUGUUGGAUAAAGGAAUAGUCAGUAAUGUAGCGGAGGUUCGCUCUCUCAGUAUCCAGACACUGGUGAAGAUCAGUAAGGCAGCAGGUAGUCGUCUGAAGCCGCACGCCCCCCGGCUGAUCCCGGCACUGCUGGAGGCGCUGAGCGUUCUGGAGCCGCAGGUUCUGAACUACCUCAGUCUGAGAGCCACGGAGCAGGAGAAGAGCGCUAUGGACACAGCCAGACUGAGCGCAGCCAAGUCCUCGCCCAUGAUGGAAACUGUUAAUAUGUGUCUGCAGCAUUUGGACGUGUCAGUACUGGGAGAACUGGUGCCGAAACUGUGUGACCUGCUGAAGAGUGGCGUCGGCCUCGGAACGAAGGGUGGCUGUGCGAGUGUGAUCGUCUCUCUGACUGUGCAGUGCCCUCAGGACCUCACGCCGUACUCAGGUAAACUGAUGAGCGCUCUGCUGAACGGGAUUCACGACCGCAGUGUCAUGGUUCAGAAGUCCUUCGCCUUCGCUAUUGGUCACCUGGUCCGGACGGCGAAGGAUAGCAGUGUGGAGAAGCUCCUGCAGAAGCUCAGCACCUGGUACCUGGAGAAAGAAGAGGCGGUGUAUAAGUCGUCCUGCUGUCUGACCGUUCACGCCAUCAGCCACUACAGUCCUGAUGUGCUGAAAGCUCACGCCGGCGUCGCCCUGCCGCUCGCCUUCCUGGGAAUGCACCAGCAGAACGACGAGCAGGGCGCCAGCGGCGACUCCAACCUGUGGGCAGAGGUGUGGCAGGAGCACGUGCCGGGCAGUUUCGGAGGAAUCAGGCUGUAUAUGACGGAGCUCAUCGCCAUUACCCAGAGGGCUUUGCAGUCGCAGUCGUGGAAGAUGAAGGCGCAGGGCGGGGUUGCCAUGGCGACCAUAGCGAAGCAGCAGACGGGCUCUCUGGUGGCUCCUCACCUGGGCAUGCUGCUGAACGCCCUGCUGCAGGGCCUGGCAGGACGCACCUGGGCAGGAAAGGAGGAGCUGCUGAAGGCUGUUGGCUCUGUGGUGUCAAAGUGCAGUGUUGAGCUGCAGAAGCCGGUGGCGGGUCAGCCGGCGGUGGGGGAGGUGUUGGAUCUGGUUCUGAAGGAGUGCAGGAAGGAGAGUGUGGUGUAUAAAGUGGCGGCGCUUCGCUGCGCCGCUGAUAUUUUAGAGGCGACUGGAGAGGACCGCUUCCAGGAACUUGCUGAGAUUAUCUUCCCCCUCAUCAGAAAGAAUCAGCCUGGGUCACCAAAACGUGGCGGCGAUGAUGACGAUGAUGAAGAUGCUAAAGAGCGAGAGCUGCAGAUGGAGGUGCUGCUGUGUGCGUUCGAGAGUCUGGGAAAAGCCUGGCCUGAGAACGCUCAGACUCAGAGUCGGUAUCAGGUGGAGGUGUGUGUGCUGAUGUGUGAUAGGCUGAAGCUCAGUACGUGGCGGGUUCAGCUGGGAGUUCUGCAGUGUAUGAAGUUGUUCUAUCAGAGGUUACUGCUGUUAGAACCGGACCAGCGGAACUCUGGACUACUGACAGACAUUCUGUCUCAGACCUGCACUGCUCUCGCUGUUCCACUGGAGAACAGAAGUUACUCGUCUGUAAGAACGGAGGCUCUUACUAUUCUUGAGCUGCUGCUGAAGAGGAUUGAAGACAGCGAUCAGUGGGAAUGCCUGGUGGAGAAAAGUCGGCAGCAGCUCCAGCGCUCUCUCGCCACCAUGGAGACGGACAGCCGGCCCGAGCUGAAGGAUAAAGCUCAGACCCUGAGGAGGAAAAUACAGGGUCUGCCUUAAAACAGGAGCACAGCGUCAGCGCAGGCUCUCCAACACCUGCUCUGCCUACAUGAAUUCAGUAGUUUUAUCACUUCAACUAAACGAAUAAACUGAUACGGAGACUUCAUUGCCAAACAAACACAAUAAAACACUUCCUUCUGAUUCGAUUUUCAGUGACAUUUCAGUCUCCUAGAUGCUAAUGACUCUAGUUAGUGUUUGUGCACUGACUGUGCCAACUGCAGGACCACCAACUGGCCCAUUUUUAUAUACAUAUAUGUGUCCUUUAAUGGCAGAGUGUUAUUAAGUUUAAUAAGAGGACAAAAUCCUACAUUUUUCACCCAGCUGUGUGCGGUGUGUGUAUCUCUCUAAUCCUACUGAAAAGAGUUGUGUUUCAAUAAACUGCAAAUGGAUCUGAGAUCACAUUCACACCUGCUGUUAUCCUGUAGUUCUGCAGUAGUAAGUGUGAACAGGUGUGAAUGGGAUACAGUACGUCUACUACAAUUACAUUAUUAUUAUGAACCGCAUCACCGCUCCCCUGCUGGAACAUGAGUAAUAACAGUGAUACCAAACCGUCCACCGUGUGACUCUGGUGAUGACUCUGGUGUGAAAUGUACUUUUGGUGUAGUAAAACAUGAUAAAAAUACGUACCUUUGUUGAAUAGCUCACCUCCGCUCCUGCAGCUUUCUGAGAUCCAGUAAUUUGUACACUUUGUCCAAACAGACUUUUAGAAUGAGUGAAAUAAGGGCAUAUUUUGCCCCUGCAGAAAAAUCAGAUACAUUUUUCCACCGAUAUUCAGGCUCAAAGUAGCUCCACACUCUUCAUUGGUAGAAUCUGAAGAGCUCUGACAUUUAAAACGAGGCGUUAAAAACUUUAAAACUGCACAAGAAGUUUAUUAAAAGCCACUUUCUACAUCCCGUAGCGUAGUUAAAUCUCUGGGCGCUGCUAUCUUUAAAUUUAAGCAUAGAUAACGGUGUAAAAAGCCAUUUGUCUGCAGGGGCAAAAUAUGCUUUCUGAGAUCCAGUAUUUUGUGCACUUUGCCUAAACUGGCUUUUAGAAUGGAUGAUAUGGGGGCAUAUUUUGCCCCUGGAGAAAAAGAUAGCUUUAUACACCUAUAUUUAGGCUCAAAGUAGUUCCACACUUUUCAUUGGUAGAAUCGAAAGAGCUUUAACAUUUAAAACAAGGCAUUAAUAACUUUAAAACUACAUAAGAAGUUCAUAAAAAGCCACUUUUUACAUCCCGUAGCGUAGGGAAAUCUUUACAUUUAAGUCACAACAAGUCAACCAUUGAGCACUAAAACGAAUAGUAAAACAUUUUGAGCUUUUUUGAAUGUAAUUUGUUGUUGUUUCCUUGCAUUCUAAUAUCGACAGUAACCUGAUAUUUUCAGCAACAGCUGGAAUUCAUGUAUUUCCAAGGAACUAGUUUUGCAAUCUGCUCAACUACCCUACUUAUUAGUUUUAAGACGGUUGACUUAUUGUGACUUAAAUUUAAGUCACAAGGCGGCGUCUGGAGAUUGAUCUAGGCUAUGGGAUGCAAAAAGUGGCGUUUAAUAAACUUCUUAUGCAGUUUUAAAGUUCUUAACGCCACGUUUCAUAUGUUAAAGCUCUCCAGAUUCUACCAAUGAAAAGUGUGGAGCUAAUUUGAGCCUGGAUAACAGUGUAAAAAGCCCCGAUUUAUCUGCAGGGGCAAAAUAUGCCCCAUAUCACUCAUUCUAAAGGCCUGUUUGGGCAAAGUGCACAAAUUACUGGAUCUCAGAAAGCUGCAGGAGAGCAGAUGUGAGCUUUUCAACAAAAGUAAGUACUUUUAAUUAAUUUUAUUACGUUUUAAUACACCCAAAAUCCAUUUCACACCAGAGUUCUCCUUUAAGUUCAGCAUAAUUUCCCCUAGAAUUGAUUUACUUUUAGCUAAUCAUGUUCAUGAAGUCUAUAGUUUAUAAGACUGAGGAACUAUGCCAUGCACAAGCUUUGGAAAUGUGAAUUCACAGGUAUAAAGGGAUGUGUGUGUGUUUGUAUAAAGAAAAUGUAAAUUAAAUUGAAUCUUUGGUUUGCCGGUG
Messenger RNA from Astyanax mexicanus (Mexican tetra), 7586 nucleotides. RefSeq names its product Ecm29 proteasome adaptor and scaffold (gene ecpas). Gene Ontology annotation, molecular function: molecular adaptor activity. The record is from RefSeq and is a predicted model, not a curated record. Gene Ontology annotation, biological process: proteasome assembly. Gene Ontology annotation, cellular component: cytoplasm; nucleus. NCBI's taxonomy places the organism in Eukaryota, Metazoa, Chordata, Actinopteri, Characiformes, Acestrorhamphidae. The coding region runs from base 65 to 5557 and encodes 1830 amino acids. The transcript has 49 exons.